Molecule: messenger RNA, 1057 nt
Organism: Solea senegalensis (Senegalese sole)
Lineage: Eukaryota; Metazoa; Chordata; Actinopteri; Pleuronectiformes; Soleidae
Product: hormonally up-regulated neu tumor-associated kinase homolog A-like
Exons: 2
Coding region: 499-1029 (176 amino acids)
Biological process (GO): intracellular signal transduction; protein phosphorylation
Cellular component (GO): cytoplasm
Molecular function (GO): ATP binding; protein serine/threonine kinase activity
Source: RefSeq, a predicted model, not a curated record
CAGCGGGGCUGUGUGUGCGUGUGUGUGUUUUUCCUUCACACUCACACAGUCAAAGAAACGCCCACUCUGAUGACCGGGAAAGUCGCUUCAAACUGAAGAGAACACGCUGCCUGCGCACAGACUCAUCAGGACGCGCUCAUGUCUGGAGACGGAUCAUCCAACCUACCUCUGUUGUUGUUGUUUUUAUGUACGAAGACAGUCUGUCAGGUGUUACCUCGCCAUGAUUGGAGGUGUCAUUUGUGUGCGUGUCAUUUCAAUCUAAGCUGAUUCACUCCACAAGACUUCCCUGGAAACUGCUGAGUGCGCGCACCAGAUUCUUUUGGAUGAACAGGUGGCGCAAGCUCCGCUUCCCUUAAUUUGUCAUUAGGGACGAGACGCAGGUUAACGCACUUGACGUUAAGCGUUUAAUACCUGCCUUGAAAGGUGGGAGAGAACAGAGCAGCCUGCCUCUUUUUUUUUAUCCUUUGUUAAAAGGAGUCACCGGGCAGAGGAGCUGCGAUGCCAGUUGCGGACAGCGACAUGGUCGUGGACAGCAGCCACGAGCAGGGCAAAACCCCGAGCUGUGGCGGGGACGAGAGCAUCCUCCCGGCCUCACUGUGCAGUCCUGCGGCGGACAUCCUCAAGAGCUUUUACCACACCAAGCGGGUCGGGAACUAUCUGAUCGGCAGGAAACUGGGAGAGGGAUCGUUCGCCAAAGUUCGAGAAGGUCUCCAUGCGAUGACCGGGGAGAAGGUGGCAGUGAAGGUGAUUGACAAGCGGAAGGCCAAGAAGGACUCGUACGUGACCAAGAACCUGCGCAGGGAGGGCCACAUCCAGCAGAUGAUCCGCCACCCCAACAUCACGCAGCUCCUCGACAUCCUGGAGACGGAGAACAGCUACUACCUGGUGAUGGAGCUGUGUCCCGGCGGCAACCUCAUGAACCGCAUCUACGACAAGAAGCGCCUGGACGAGAGGGAGACGCAGAAGUACAUCCGGCAGCUGGUGCUGGCCGUUGAGCAUCUGCACAGGGCGGGCGUGGUGCACAGGUGAAUAAGGAAGUAACAGAAGAGUGGAAAAA